GCGGUGAUAGGUGUUUACGCGGUACGCGGCUGAAACCUCUGUUCCCGUGCCUGCGAACACCGAAAAAAACAUCCGCCAGAGAGUAAAAAAAACGAAUCUCCUAUCGAUUGAAGUGUUUUAAAACAUUAACAACAGUUGAGACACAAUCAACAGUAAAGUCUAUCGUGUUGGCGGUAUUUUUGUUAUUUAAAAACGUAUAAUUAAAAACGGUUUAUCUAAGCAUGAGUGGUAGCGACGAGACGGAUAGUCAGUGCGACAGGACAAGUGAAACAAACGGUGUUACAAUGGGUGACGUCCUGGCUAAGGAGCCCCAUGAUAAUGAUUCACAAGACGACAGUAAUGAGUCUGAUGAUGAUCCAAUGGCUCAGGAUCAACGACAACAAGAUGAUGGUGCACCUGAUGCCCUUGACGUUGUCCCUGAGAAUUUUUUAUUCGAGCCAGUACAAAUGGGAGGCGUCGAGAACGUAAUUUCGGCUUAUGAGCAGAGGCUAAAUGCAUCGCCAAUGUUCGAUAAAAAACCCAUUGUGAGACAUCCAGAAAAUUGUUCCUGUGAAUCCUGCACUGUUCAGAGAGCAUUCUUGAAGGAAAAAAUGGAAACAAUAUGGAGGUGGCAAUCUCAAGGAUUAAAGCUGAGGGCAUACAUACGCUCUGUGUUCAAUGCGGCCAUCGAGUCUCCAUAUGUUAAUAAAAUUUCAAAGUAUCAGUGUGAUCCUCAAGAGUAUGCUGAGCUACAGCAAAUUGUCGAAGAAUUGUCGAGGGAUCACCCACAUAAACUAUUCCUGAUGCUAGUGGUGCAAGCUCAGGAGUUUGUGGUUGAGCUCAAGAUUAGAAUAAUGGACCCCGUGCGAGACAACAGCCUCGCAAGGAUAGCUGAAGUAUUUCUCACGAGACUGUUGAACGGCUACGACAUCCUGAUCGCCACAGCAGUCCAGGUCUCCGAGCUGAUAAAGCCCCUGGAAGAGCGUCACCUGAAUAAGUUCAACCUCACUUGGGAGUUCUUCAACAAAAAGCUCUACCAAAAUUACAUCUACUUCUACGAGCCAACAAUCCGCGACAUUCUCCCCUCAGUAGUCGGUCAGCUUCGCAAGCCCCGGAAGGGAAAGGGUUUCGAAGUCCUCCUGAAGCGCUACCUGGCUUUCGUGGAUGAAAUGAUGGGGAUAGCAGGUCUUUGGCCCGAAAAAGAACACCUGAUCGACAAAUAUUCCGCUGAACAAGUGGCUGAAAUAAUGAGGAAUCGAAAAAUUGGUAAACGAGACUGGACUCUGUGUACAGUGAGUGAAAUUGAGAAAGUGGACAAGUCUCGAACCCUGGACGUUCCAGGUGUAGGCCUGGAAGAGUUCCUGCGGGGUGCGCUAUUUGACAAAGAGCUCGAAGUGAUCGAGGAUACGCUCGUAAUUGACCUAGUCCGAAAGAUCCUCGAUGCUUGGGGUAAACAGGUCUACCAGAUCAUGGCUCAGGGUUAUCUAGGGGUCUACACCCUCUUCCUGGAUGACGAAGAGGAUGACAGAUUGAAAGGGCGUCCAAUUGAUGAUCCAGGCUUCUACUUUGGCUACCAAGUAGCAGCGUGGUUAGUCCUCUCUCGACCCACCGACCAUGCCACCCAAAUCGAGACAGAUUGUCCGACAUGCAACGACUCCUCCUGGGUGUCCUAUCUUGUCGUCAACGGACGCACAAAAACAGGAGCCUGUGCACACCCCACCCUCCAACCAAACGGCAAAAUCUCCACUUCUCCCGAAGUGGAAGACCCACCUGAGAAGAGACCCAGUGAGGAGAAGCGAAGGGGCUGCAUCUGCAUCUACAGACACCUUGGAGAAUGGCAGGGCUCAUCCUGGAGGGGUCUCCUUCCCUUUCCUCCCUGUCUCUGCAUGUUGUACAUGAGGCACUUACCCGAGAGUGCGUGUCCCUGUUUGCGGGACAGCAGGGUGCGCAGUGGGAGGAAAAAGUCGAAAUCCGAGAGUCCUUCGAGUCUGAUUCCUCCAAAGGAAAUUGUAGAAGUUGUCAAACCACCGAAUACCGUCAAGUCUGCUUCUAUUCAGACUCAGACGAGGCAUUCGACGACGCAGACCCCAUCGACACCUCAUAACCAUGGACACUCCGAGAGAUGUCCCACCCAUGGGCACUCUCAUGCAUCUCUCUCAGAUAAUUCUAAAUCGUUACCCUCAACUCAUCGGCCCCAUAGUCACACGAACCAUAAUACUCAUAGUAACCAUUCUUGCCAGAAACAGACUGACGUGGAACACAUAAAACGAGUCACAUCGAGUGAGUUCAGCCAGACUGAUGGCGACUGCUCGGAUUCAGGAAGUAGUAACGAGGAUUCCUGUUCUACUAGUAGCUCAAUACCUAGGGAUUCGAGUAGACAUUGUGACUGUUGCUACUGUGAGGUGUUUGGUCAUGGUAUACCCUCGGUAGCGCCUGUCAGUCGUAAUUACAAUGAGAUGAGGGAGAGACUGAGGCAGUUAUUGACCAAGAAGAAGGCGAAGAAGUGUAAGGCUGGGUGUAGUCCUCCUAUGAGUCCAGCUGAGUCUGUACCAUCUUCCAAUGCAACUUCUGAUCAUAAUUCAAUGUCGAUACACUCGGGAGCGAGGUCAAAUACACCUGUUUCGGUUGCUUCCACCAAUUUACCUGAGCAAAGAGAUCAGAGGGAUCUCGAUGCCCUAUUGGAGUUUAUUGAGGGUAGUCAACCUGGUAAAAACAAAAAGGAUAAUAAGCGAAGUGAGAAAAAGGCUAGACAGCGGCAGAAAAAACUGGAGGAAGUUAUGAAAUUGAAGAAACACGAGCAAGAACGACAGAAACUGAUUGAACUCCAGAAGAAGACUCCUGAGGUAACGAUAACAGUGGUGGAUCCACAGAAACCCGUGACUCAGAAAUUUUUGCAUAACAGAGACCUACCAGAAAUAUCAAUAUUGCCAGCUGUGAUGCCUCAGCCACAGAAACAACAACCUGCUAAAAAAAAUAAACAGGAGAACUCUAAAACGAAACAACAACAAAAUCCCAUUCCCCAGACCGUUUCUACAUCCUCUAAUACUGCUAAAUCGAAGCAGAAUCCUAAAGGUAAUAACGAAAAUCCUCAGCAGACUAAAGGAAAGUCGAAAGGGAAGAAGAAAGCCCCACCCCCUCCCGAACCAGAGCCUGAGCCAGAGCCUGAGCCUGAGGUUCCCCUUACCAAGAAGGAAAGAAAGAAAUUGCGAAGAGCAAUGAGAGCCAUGGAGGAGGAGAAAGCUAAGCAACAAGCUGCACAAGUCGAAACCCCGCAGAUUGUCACCAUCAAGAGAGUCAUGGAGUCCAAUGGGGCUGAGCCAACAGUGACGAUAACCUUGAAGGGUCAAACUCCAGCUGAGGACAAGGUUUUGUUUACUUUGGUGAAUGGCCAGACGAAGGAGCCGUGCAAAGUCGAGACUCAGGCUUCUGGAACGAAGAAGAAAAAGAAGAAUAAACGGGGGGAUAACAGCCUUAAUAAUACUAAUCAGCAGAAGCAGCAGCAGCAAGGAAAAACCCAACAGAAUCAACCGAAUCAGAAAUCUCAACCUGCUAAAAAUGAUCCGAAGAACUCUAAACAGCAGCCAGUAAACGAAAAAUUAAAGAAUAGUGGAAAACAGAGUGAGGAGAAAAAACAGCAACAACAGAACGUCGAAGUUUCGAACAAAAAGUCGAAGAAGAAUAAGAAUAAUGUGGAGAAUAAGCAACCGGUGGUUCAGCAGCUGAGUAGUACGAAUACUCAACAGGUAAAGGGAAAGACUCAACAGCAGGAAAGCACAGGAAAGAAAAAGAACAAGUCUCAACCGUUGACCGAGAGUAAAACGGUAAAUACUAGUCAGCAGAAUGUGAAGACGGCUUCAGUCCCUUGUGGGAAGAAAAAGGGUCAGCAGCAGGAGAAGAACGCUCAAACUAAUCAGAACACUCAGCAGGCAGCUUCAAAGGGGAAGAACAAUAAUUCAGGCAAUAAUAAGCAAACGGUUAAGGUGGAUAAUCAGAAGAAUCAAGGGAAAUGUAAUCAAGCUACCUCGAAACCUCGGACAGAUGGCAAUAAUCAAGGAUUGACGUCAUCGCUUGGAAGUCAGCUCAAGGACGCAAGUUCCAAGAUUAAUAUUGAGAAUCUCAAAUUACCGCCUGGCAUUACGAUAACGAAAGUCGAUGCACCAGCAAAGCCACUUCCCAUUAAGUCGGCACCGUUGCAGAAGCCUGCACAGCAGAAGCAGGCAACGAUUAUUGCAGCUCCGAUGACUGGGCUACAGUCGAACUACGGUGGGUCACAGUCUGGAGGCAAUGUCAUCGUUGUGGACACUGGCAAGCUGAAGCAGGAACUGCUACCCAAGGGCUCGGAAAAAGGAUCCAAUCAGCAGCCUCAACCCAACACGACGUCUGGUAAGAAGAAAAAGAAGAAGAACAACUCAUCAAACGCUACCAAUAACUCUCAAAAAUCCUCGAAUAAAUCAUCAAACGACUCCCAAACUGACCAGGCAAAGAUCCUCCACAAUCCAGCUACAAACAUGGUCACAAUUCGGAACCCAGCAUUUGCUCCAUCUCCGAAGAUGGAGCCAACUCAACAGGCAGCAAUAAUAAAAGUAUCGGAGAAUGGAAUGGUGACGAUAAGAAGUCCAGCACUACAGCAAGCAAUUAACGCGGGCUUAACACCACCACCAAAACCGGAUUUUAUCGUAAAAGGUGAUUUGACAGGGGCCAGUGGUAAUAGAACAUCACUAUUAUCGCCACCAACAGCAAGCAAAAGUGCAAAUGGUCUUAUACCAUCGAGUCUCGCUGAAUUAAGAAGUCGUUUGACACCAGAUUAUACUGGUAUUCAGGGUCUCGCUAACAUUCAAAUAAGCAAAGUAACAAAUGGACAACCGAUACCAGAGAAUGGAAUUAAUUUGAAAGGUACCAGUGUUACAUUGACUAAAGUUAAAACACCAGAUCCAGUAAAAUGUGAAGAUAUACAACAGAGUCAAGCAACUACUAGUGGAAAAGGAAAGAAGAAGAAGAAAAAGGGGAAUGGUACGAGACAGUGCGGCGAUGACUGGAAUCUCGUUGAAAGCGUAUUCACCCCAAAAGAUAUAGAGGACGGUGAAAUGGACGACGCUGAGCGUGAAUUGGAGGCAUUCAAGCGUUUCUGUCUGCAGUCAGUGCCACCGCCACGCAAAGAGAAGGUCAAUCUCAACUUAAAGGACAUCGUACUCAAGAAAAAAUCCUCAUCAUCAGCAGCGGCCGCUGUUAUCGCUGCUAAUUAAAUUUUCAUAAUAAUCCAAAAGAAUAACGGAAAAAUUAAUGACAAACACUGAAAUUGUACACUCACACUGCGUUGAAGAAUACUGCCACUAAUUGGUAGGUUGUCAUUUAUCAUUUCUUUCUAUUUGUACGAAUGAAGAUCGAGAAAAAUUAUGAAAUCAUUCGAAUCUAACAAUUUUUUUCUCUGUCAUUCUUCUGUCGACGACGUGCAGCGUCUAAUGAUUAUUCUAUUUAUAUAAAUACUUCGCUAAAUGAGAAACACUAAAUCAAUUGAAAAAAUAAUGAUGAAUUUCACACGCAUUAUUGAGAGAGAAGAAGACAAACUCAUCAUGCCUGUUAUCGCCGUUGACGUUUGCUAAAAUAAAUGAAAUUAAGUUAAUUUGUCCAUUAUCUGGACUGUGCCCUCAUCCCCCUCCCCCUCCAAGUCGGUUGACCCCGCACGAUGCAUUUUAUACAAGAAGCUUUAGGUCUAAACAAUGUAUGUAUGUAUGUAUUGAUAGGUAGAAAGAGUUAAUUACUUCUGAUAUUGAUGAAUUAAAUGAAAAUCGUUGGGAAUGUUAUUGAUCGUACUGCAUUGUCUUCGAAUGGAAACAGACGGGCUAAUUUUUUAGAAUGCUCACUUCGAACUGUUUCAGCUGUUCUCAGAGUAGGUGCUUGGAGAUAGAUAUAAUGAAUAAAUUCCCUGAUUUCUUUGUUCUGUAACAAAUUUUUUUCUCUUUUUUUCAAUAAAAAAAA
Messenger RNA from Diachasma alloeum, 5955 nucleotides. RefSeq lists its product as uncharacterized. Lineage: Eukaryota; Metazoa; Arthropoda; Insecta; Hymenoptera; Braconidae. The record is from RefSeq and is a predicted model, not a curated record. Gene Ontology annotation, cellular component: nucleus; cytoplasm. The coding region runs from base 222 to 5222 and encodes 1666 amino acids. The transcript has 7 exons.